Penicillium oxalicum is the source of this 1536-nucleotide messenger RNA. Its product is annotated as putative sugar transporter. The record is from RefSeq and is a predicted model, not a curated record. Gene Ontology annotation, molecular function: transmembrane transporter activity. Gene Ontology annotation, biological process: transmembrane transport. NCBI's taxonomy places the organism in Eukaryota, Fungi, Ascomycota, Eurotiomycetes, Eurotiales, Aspergillaceae. Gene Ontology annotation, cellular component: membrane. The transcript has a single exon. The coding region runs from base 1 to 1536 and encodes 511 amino acids.
AUGUCCUCAGCAAAGACAGCAGAGCAGGAUGAGCCCAUGCGGCAAUAUGCGCCCGUCGAGGUCACUUCACCAGACAUUGUCCUGGAUGCUGACGCAUCAUACAAGGCCAAGGCAGAGGUCCUGAACCGUGCCAUCCAAACUAUUGGCAUGGGCCGGUAUCAGUGGCAGCUCUUUGUGGUCAUUGGAUUCGGUUGGGCGAGCGAUAAUCUCUGGCCGAUCGUGACAUCGUUGAUUCUCCCGCCCAUUGCGAACGAGUUCCACGCUUCACGACCACCGCUACUUACACUGGCCCAGAACAUUGGGCUGUUGAUCGGAGCUGUCUUCUGGGGAUUUGGCUGUGAUGUCUUUGGGCGCAAAUGGGCCUUCAACUUGACCAUCGGCAUCACAGCGGUCUUUGGCUUGAUCGCGGCUGCGUCGCCGAGUUUUGGUGCUGCCUGUGCGUUUGCGGCGUUGUGGUCGAUUGGGGUCGGGGGAAAUCUGCCCGUCGACUCGGCUAUCUUUCUGGAAUUCCUGCCCGGCUCGCAUCAGUGGCUGUUGACGGUCUUAUCAAUCGACUGGGCCUUUGCGCAACUCCUGGCAACGCUGGUCGCGUGGCCACUUUUGGGGAACAUGACAUGUGAGACGAAGGAGGGUUGCACCAGGUCGGAGAACAUGGGGUGGCGGUACUUUUUGCUCGCGAUGGGAGGACUCGCCCUGAUCAUGUUCGUGGUACGAUUCAUGUUCUUCACCAUCUUUGAAUCACCCAAAUACUUAAUGGGGAAGGGGAGGAACGCGCAAGCAGUGAGCGUGGUGCAUGAGGUGGCUCGGCGAAAUGGCCAAUAUUCGUCAUUGACCCAGAACGAUCUGGACGAAUUGAACGAGGGUCCGUCGCAGGGCCUUUCGGCACGCAACAUUGUUCGUCGGCGGUUGGAUAAACUUCGCUUUGAGCAUAUUCGCGCCCUGUUUGAUACGCCCAAGAGAGCGUACUCGACCACGCUGAUCAUUCUGGUGUGGGCUUUCAUUGGCCUGGGUUUCCCCCUCUACAAUGCCUUUUUACCGUACAUUCAGCAAUCACGCGGCCUAGAGUUUGGCGAUGGAUCGACCUACAUCACCUACCGCAAUUCGCUCAUCAUCGCCGCGAUGGGCAUUCCGGGCUGCCUACUCGGUGGUCUGCUCGUGGAGCUUCCACGCUUCGGUCGCAAAGGCGCCCUGUCUUCAUCCACCGCAUUGACUGGGAUCUUCUUGCUGUCGUCCACUACGGCCACCACCUCCAACGCUCUGUUGGGAUGGAACUGUGCCUACAACUUCAUGAGCAGCUUGAUGUACGCGGUCCUCUAUGCGUACACUCCGGAGAUCUUCUUGACCAAGGAUCGUGGUACUGGCAACGCGCUGACUGCCAGUGCCAACCGUGUCUUUGGAAUCAUGGCCCCCAUUGUGGCCAUGUUUGCCAACCUCAACUCUGCCGUCCCGGUCUACGUCAGUGGAGCCUUGUUCAUCGCCGCCGGCGUUCUGGUGGUUCUGCUUCCCUAUGAGACGCGGGGUAAGGCGAGUCUGUAG